This is a messenger RNA of Fraxinus pennsylvanica, 372 nucleotides long. Lineage: Eukaryota; Viridiplantae; Streptophyta; Magnoliopsida; Lamiales; Oleaceae. The record is from the annotation of a GenBank genome assembly.
AUGGGGGAGAAAGCCCACCAUUUCUUUUCUGUUGAAUUGCAAUCACCAUUAGCAGAGGAGGAGAAGCGGAACAAUAUCACCUUACAGUUUAGAAACACUCAUUGGGGAGGGAUUAUUAUUGUCACCGUCAGGCAAAAUACAGAAAGAGAGAAAUACAUCAAAAGAUCUGAGUGGUAUCCAACCGAUCGACCUUCAAUGAAGGUCGUGAUUCAAAUGCUCAAAGGCGAAAACAUGCCGGUCAUGCCACCAAAUCCUUUUGCUGCUUCAGAAUCUGCAAAUAUAAAUACAUCAGCUACCAGUGGAAGCCUAUUUAGUAGUGAGUUUGAUAGCAUUUCUGAAAGAAGUGGGAGCAAUAAUUUAGUGUCUUCUUGA